GAUAGACGAUGCAGCCGUUCAGGUUUCAGUGUGUUACUUUGUUUAGUCCAAAGAACAUGGCAAAAUCAUUUCUCUCUGUGUCGUUUAUUCGCAGCAUCGAAGACUCAAUGGACUGGUAUGAUCACAUAGCUUUCAGUUUUUUGCUUUUUAAGCAAGGCGAUGAAUUGGUAGCGCUCGAACAAAUGCAGCGAUUAAUCAAGCUUCACGAACGAGGCUGCCCUGAGUGGAAAAGGGUUGCGAUCCAUUUGGCCAUUCAAUCGGCUGAGAUGAAUCCUAGUGCUGUGAUUGAAGCACUGUUUCAGCUAAAGCAAUGGAAACUCUUGCGAUUAAUAGGUUAUUCCGUUUCAACGCCGAUCGAGUACAUUCCUAGAGGUCAUCUAUUUCCGUUUAGAGUUGGAAUUUUUUGUAUUCUGGACCAGCUGGAUCGUUACGACGCACAUUUGUUAAAAAGUUUCAUAAACAGCAUGGACGCAACAAAUGAAUUCCAAGUGAUUGAAGUCGUCGUUUUACAGUGGAUCGUGAGCGGCAUUAUCUCUACCAAUGAUUGUUCGAAAUUGACAAUUGCUCUCGGCCGAAUCGGCAGAAAUGAUCUAGUAAACUUAAGUUUACAGCUACAAAGCGGACUAUCAGGGACUUCAUCAAUGAGGGACGAAUGCUUCAAUCAAAGUAUAUUGAGACAUUCUACGAUUGGAAACAACAGACUCCACCCAAGCUCAUCUACCGGUUACUGCCUGAUUGUACACCAGAAAAACAUUUACAGAGAACGGGAUCCGAUAUUAAAACACAGGGUCGAACUCGAUGUACCAAAUUACCAAGGAAAUGAAGCCGAUUGCCGGACAUUAAGAGAAACAUUUCUCUCUCUCGGUUACCAAGUUGAAAUAGCUGAGGACCUGACCAAUUUUGAAUUGAAGCAAAAGGUGCUGGAUGUCUCACGUGGAGUUGACUGGACGAGAUACAACGGCCUGACACUUUGCUUUUUAUCCCACUGCAUUCAAGGCCAAAUUUUAGGCAGCAAUUCAUUGACCUUAUCAUUCAAUAAAGACGUUCGAAAAUAUUUUAAUGAAUGCUACUGUCCUGGCUUAAAAGGAAAACGUAAAGCAAUAAUUUUCUCAACUCCAUUCGGCUCCGCUGGAUGGAAUCCGGUUUCGCAAUUAGAUUGUGUAGGAGGAUACAACCCACAUUUAUACGACAAUUUCCUUGUUAUUUGGCCAACGUCUUACGUUCUGUCUGUUUCAAAUGGUGGAUCACAAUUUAUUACGGAAUUCAGUACGGAACUGAAGAAACCGAAUGCAGCCAACGACACAACUCUUGCGUCCUUCAGAACUGCCAUUAGUACCAUAAAUAAUCGCAACAACCUUACUCGAUACCGAAAACGUCAGUUUUGGUCGAUUCAGCAAUGGAAUGUUUAAAUUUCGCAUCAAUUUGUUCAUAAACCAAAUAACGAGUCAAGUCAUAACAAAAAUAACUGAUUACACGACGAUUUUAUUUACUGUACUUUUGCUUUUACGAGCUAGUCGUACAUGCCCGCAAGACAUAGGAGCACAUAAACAAUACAGAAGACGAUAGUGCCAUUUUGUCGGUGUUCUUCACAAGUCGUGGAAU
Daphnia pulicaria is the source of this 1602-nucleotide messenger RNA. RefSeq lists its product as uncharacterized. Lineage: Eukaryota; Metazoa; Arthropoda; Branchiopoda; Diplostraca; Daphniidae. Gene Ontology annotation, biological process: proteolysis. The record is from RefSeq and is a predicted model, not a curated record. The transcript is spliced from 3 exons. Bases 9 to 1409 code for a protein of 466 amino acids. Gene Ontology annotation, molecular function: cysteine-type endopeptidase activity.